Spodoptera exigua (beet armyworm) is the source of this 525-nucleotide messenger RNA. The record is from the annotation of a GenBank genome assembly. NCBI's taxonomy places the organism in Eukaryota, Metazoa, Arthropoda, Insecta, Lepidoptera, Noctuidae.
AUGGGUCGGCUCGACCGGAGUGAUACCACGGCCUCACAGAAAACCGGCUACUGGCAGCAGUCUUCAGUCAGCAGCCAACAGACUACUACCACAAUCUCCACUUACCUCACGAUCCCCCCCUCCAUCCAGUUCUGGCGGUCGCUCCCCCUACUGGGUUCACCUGCCAUGGUAGAACCAGGGGGUAUUAUGCCGAUGUCCAGAGUGGAUGCCAGAAUCGGUUCUAUCAGUGUCUUCCAGAACCGGGACUUCCCGGUUCUUUCGGAACCGGGAAAAACUGGUUCCGAUGCCCUAGCAGUCACGUGUCGAGGCAGUCACUUGUCGAGGCCGUCACUUGUCGAGGCAGUCACUUGUCGAGGCAGUCACUUGUCGAGGCAGUCUCUUGCCGAGGCAGCCUUUCACUACUGCUGGCGGCAACAUUUAGUGAGCACGGAGCUCUGCGCCAACGGGACUCUCUUCAAUGAGCAGUUUCAAGUUUGCGACCAUUUCUACAACGUGCGAUGUGGAUCUCCCUACGAAGAUUUGUAA